Molecule: messenger RNA, 1014 nt
Organism: Paramecium tetraurelia
Lineage: Eukaryota; Ciliophora; Oligohymenophorea; Peniculida; Parameciidae
Exons: 7
Biological process (GO): protein dephosphorylation
Molecular function (GO): RNA binding; protein tyrosine phosphatase activity
Source: RefSeq, a predicted model, not a curated record
AUGCAAGGGUACUUAGUUGAAGGCAAGGAAAUUAAUAAUGACUAUUCGUAUCAAUGGUUAACAGGCAGUCCUGACUUAGUGGCAAUUGAAAGAGGAAUACCAAUACUGCAUAUCAAUUCGGAAAUACAAAAAAGAGAUUUAGAAAUGGAAUUUAGAAAGUUGUUACGUAGAUUGACAGAAACCUAAUUUCACAAUGAAAAUCUGCAUGAUUUUCAUCCAGACUUAUAGAAAUUGAAUAGAUAUAAUAACAUUAUACCAUUCAAACAUUCAAUUGUCAAGCUCAAAUAAGAAGGAGAAGAUGAAGAAAAUUAUAAAGAUACUUAUAUAAAUGCCAAUUUUAUUAAUCUUAUUAAUGGAAAGGAAAAAAUGAUUAUUGCCACUCAAGGUCCUUUAAAUUAGACGUUCUGGCAUUUCUGGAGAAUGGUGAUUUAAGAAGACAUGGCUAUGAUUGUUAUGCUCUGCAAUUUAAGAGAGAAUUAAAGAGCUUAAUGUGAGUAAUAUUGGCCGAAGAAUGUUGGGGAAUCAAUCCAGGUUGGAAAUAUAUAAGUUAACUUACUCAGUCAGGAUGAUUUGGGAAACAAUAUCAUCAAAAGGGUAGUUAAAGUUACAUCAGAAUAAGAAGAGAAGUCAGUAAUUCAAAUUUAAUGGUGUGGCUGGCCUGAUUAAGGAGUACCAUCUCCUAGUGAUUUUGAUGUUAUGAGAGAACUUUUGAAUAUGAUUAACGAGAAAUUGUUAUUGGAUCAAAAAGUUGUUUUUCAUUGCAGUGCUGGGGUUGGUCGUACUGGUACUUUAAUUGCUUUGGCUAAUUUGAUGAUUUUAUUAAGAGCAUAUAAAUAGCAUAUUGGGGAGGACAAAUAAAAAUUGGAAGAAAAUCCUGAACUUUUCAGAAUCUCAAUCUUUGGGAUUGUUCGUAGAUUAAGAGAACAAAGAUGGGGAAUGGUUCAUACUUCAGAGCAAUACAUAUAUAUAUAUAAAUUUAUUAAUGAGGCUGUUAAAUCUAUGUUUAACGUAUGA